Naegleria lovaniensis is the source of this 1011-nucleotide messenger RNA. RefSeq lists its product as uncharacterized. The record is from RefSeq and is a predicted model, not a curated record. Gene Ontology annotation, molecular function: lipid binding; protein binding. Gene Ontology annotation, cellular component: mating projection tip; actin cortical patch; Rvs161p-Rvs167p complex. The coding region runs from base 1 to 1011 and encodes 336 amino acids. The transcript has a single exon. Lineage: Eukaryota; Heterolobosea; Eutetramitea; Acrasida; Naegleriidae. Gene Ontology annotation, biological process: endocytosis; plasma membrane tubulation; actin cortical patch localization.
AUGAAAAAGCUCUGGGUGAUUGGAACUCAAACCAUUAAAACCAAAUUAGGAAAGGCUGAGCAAACGGAAGAUGAUGAAUUCUCAAUGCUCCAUAACAAAUUCAAAGCAUCUGAAAAGGCUUCUGAAAACUUUGUAAAACAUACAAAUCAAUUGAUUGAGAAUUUCCAUGCCUUUUCUACUACAUUGGCCUUUUUAGCUGAAGAUUUUCGUGAUGUGAAUACUCAAAAUUCACCAAAAAUAGAACAAGCAGGUGCAGUUUUAGAAAAGGUCGCCAAAUCAGUCGAAACCAACUGUGUGUUGCCUUUCCAGAGCAAUGUCACCGCCAAUGUAGCAACUCCCGCCAAUGAAUACUAUGUCCUUUUUGAACCUACAAAGAAACUAUUUAAGGAAAGAAAAGAUAUUACUUUACAAUAUGAUUAUUAUAGACAACAAGUUGAAAAGUUGAGUGAAAAACAAUCAAAGAAUCCUCUUGAAUUACCCAAGGCUAAAGAGAAGAUGAAUACUUUUAAAGAAAAGUGGGAAGAAAUUAACUUGCAAUGCAAACAACACAUUCUUGAUAUUCUUGAAAAGGAGCAAGGUGUAUUUGAGCCUGCUAUUCAACAAUUAUGUGCUAAUUUAUUGGAAUGGAAUUCAAAAUUGGCAACUUGUAUGGCAGAAUUGAAGAAUCAUUCGACUACAUUGAUUGUUUCUCCAAUCUCAGCAAGUAGUAGCAGUAGUAGCAGCAGCACUACUCAAUCGACUCAUGUGGAUCUCAAGAGUGGUAGUACUGCAACAAGAUCUCAAUCUGUUAUGGGUAGUAGUAGUAGUUCUGCCAUUCCUCCUGCAUUUGAUUGUGAAUGGUUCUAUGUGGAUUCCAAUGUUGAGACUCAAGGACCAGUGUCAUUCAGAGCCAUGCAACAAAAAUUCAAGAGUGGUGAGAUUAAACCAGAUACUCAUGUGUAUGGUGGUGAUUUGACUGAUUGGGUUCAGAUUAGAACUGUGGCUGGAUUAGAGCAAGCUUUGAAACAAUAA